AUGAAGGCCAACACUCAACACUUGCCAGAUCUAGAGAGCAUACUAUUGGCAUUCAAACCUUACUUCCCAACCCAGAACGAUCUCCUCCACCGGCUGUUCUCUCCUGAAAUAUACCUUUCCAAUGCCGCCACUGCAUACCGCGACCCCAUCGCCCAAUGGCUUGAGCCACUCUUUUGCCUUUGCAAGUAUCAAUAUCCAAAACACCUUUGCUUGGUACAACAGCAAACCUCCCUGUUUGGAAAUCUAUAUCCGUCAUUGAGACACUUUGUUCAGCUGGUGAUGUUAUGCAAGAUGUUGAACCGUGGAUCAUUCCCACAAUUAUUGGAAACGGACGACAUCAAAAACUUGCUCUUUCUCUCCACUGGACACGCACACAUAAUCCCAUUCUUGAUGGAUGGUGUGCUCAAGUCAACACCAAGGUGCGUCUUCUUUGAACACCUGUGCAAGUUCUCUGACUCGCUGGAGCCCAUAAUUGUGGGUUACCACUACCAUCUGCCAUCCACUAUUCCACCAAUAAGCCUAUCAAGGCUUACUGCCCAUCACUGGUACUACCGCCUCAAGUCUGCUGCAUGGAGAGGCGACUUGGAGUCACUAACGAGGAUAAUGAACCUUCAGAAGCAGGAGCAGCACACCAGUUUGGACCAAUCAAUAAUGGAUGAGCUUGUUGGAAUAGCCAUAGUCAACGAAAGGACCAACAUAUUGAAGUAUUUGGUUGACAUUUGUUGCACAGAGGUCAGCAAGGAAAACAUGGAAUAUGUUGGCACUUCAAUUGCUUCCAAUUAUUGCUAG
This is a messenger RNA of Acytostelium subglobosum LB1, 789 nucleotides long. RefSeq lists its product as hypothetical. The transcript is spliced from 2 exons. Bases 1 to 789 code for a protein of 262 amino acids. The record is from RefSeq and is a predicted model, not a curated record. NCBI's taxonomy places the organism in Eukaryota, Evosea, Eumycetozoa, Acytosteliales, Acytosteliaceae.